GACGCCCGCGGGCGACGUCACGGCCGUCGCCGCUGGAGGACCGGUCACUACCCUUUCGUGGCUCUUUGGCUUAGUUCCUGCCCCGCCUUGGCCUGGUUCCCACGUGGCCCGCGGGGGUGGGGACUGCUGUCUCUCGAGGUCCCGCCCGGGACGACAGGCUGGAGGUCACACACCCAGGGCCAGAGCUGGACUGCCUCCUGGUGCUGCAGGGGCUCUAAAGGAAGGAUGGCAGCGCUGGGCAGCCUGUCUGGUCUGCUGAGGCAGAGUGUCUUGAGGAAUGCGGCCCCCGCAUGCCGCCGCCUGCACACGUCCUCCUGGAAGGCCGACUGUAACAGAGCCGUACUCACACGGGUGCACCGGCAGGUCUACGCGCGCCUCUAUCCCGUGCUCCUGGUGAAGCAGGACGGCUCGACCAUCCACAUCCGCUACAGGGAGCCGCGGCGGCUGCUGGCGCUGCCCACGGACCUUGAUGCCCUGUCCCCUGAAGAGAGGAAGGCUCGAUUGCGGAAACGUGAGGCUAGGUUCCGAGAAACGAAGACGGAACCAGAGCUCAAGGACGACUUUGAUGUAGAGCAGUACAAGCGAUUUUGGAGCAAAAAGUAACUGCACCUUCGAACUGUCCCAGGAAGGGAGUUGUGAAGUGAAGAUGGGGGGGAGGGUGUUCUCCCGCAGCAGUGUCUGA
Choloepus didactylus (southern two-toed sloth) is the source of this 682-nucleotide messenger RNA. Its product is annotated as 39S ribosomal protein L55, mitochondrial-like. Bases 226 to 603 code for a protein of 125 amino acids. The transcript has a single exon. Gene Ontology annotation, biological process: translation. Gene Ontology annotation, molecular function: structural constituent of ribosome. Gene Ontology annotation, cellular component: mitochondrial large ribosomal subunit. NCBI's taxonomy places the organism in Eukaryota, Metazoa, Chordata, Mammalia, Pilosa, Megalonychidae. The record is from RefSeq and is a predicted model, not a curated record.